AUGGACAGUGGAGAUGAAUUUUCCUUCCACCACUUCAUUUAUUCAUGGGACGAUUCGUCCUCGGAUGACGAAGAUCUUGUGGUGGCUGCACUCGUCGUUCACGACCACAUUGAACGGCAGCUUCCUCGGUACAGUGGGUCAGUCCCCAGCCGUGCUCCCAACCUGAACCGCAACACGGAGAGAGAGAGAGAGAGAGGCCACGCCCUGCUCUAUGCCGAUUACUUUGCGAAUACCCCGCUCUUCAAGCCGGACAAAUUCCGUCGCCGUUUUCGUAUGGCAAGGCAUCUGUUCAAUCGUAUCCGAGAGGGAGUGUUUGCUCAUGAGCCAUACUUCGAGUGCAAGACGGAUGUCCUUGGCAAGCUUGGAUUCUCCUCUUACCAGAAAUGCACCGCGGCCAUCCGCAUGCUUGCGUAUGGAAUUCCAGGCGAUCUGGUGGAUGAGUACGUGCGCAUGAGUGAGUCGACAUGUCUGCUGUCAUUGUACAACUUCUGCAAGGCCGUGGUGGCAGUGUUUGGCCCUGAGUACUUGAGGCAGCCAAAUGUCGCAGAUACAGAAAGGUUGUUGGCGAUCAACGCCGCUAGAGGCUUUCCAGGCAUGCUUGGCAGUAUAGAUUGUAUGCACCGGGAGUGGAAGAACUGUUCAUUUGCUUGGCAGGGCCAGUACAAGAGGCAUGUUAAAGCGUGCACUGUCAUAUUAGAAGCAGUGGCUUCGCAAGAUCUUUGGAUAUGGCACUCUUUCUUCAGCAUGGCAGGUUCUCAUAAUGAUAUCAACGUGCUGCAGCGUUCUCUAGUCUUCGCAAGGCAUGCAGAAGGCCACUACCCACCUGUCAACUUUGAGACCAACGGCCACCAGUACAAUAAGGGAUACUACCUAGCUGAUGGUAUAUAUCCUCAAUGGUCAACUUUUGUGAAGACAAUCUCGAACCCCUAA
Molecule: messenger RNA, 930 nt
Organism: Aegilops tauschii subsp. strangulata
Lineage: Eukaryota; Viridiplantae; Streptophyta; Magnoliopsida; Poales; Poaceae
Source: RefSeq, a predicted model, not a curated record